Messenger RNA from Rubroshorea leprosula, 2242 nucleotides. The record is from the annotation of a GenBank genome assembly. NCBI's taxonomy places the organism in Eukaryota, Viridiplantae, Streptophyta, Magnoliopsida, Malvales, Dipterocarpaceae.
UUGUCAUUGUUGAUGAAGACAAUCCUCCAUUUCAAUCCAAAGCACAAUUUCCUUCUGCCUCCGCCAUUAAUUCCUUCAAUCUUAUAAAACCCUUUACCCAAUUCCUCACCUUUCUUCCUCUUCCUUUUGCUUCCCUCCAUUUAGAAUUGGUAAGAAGCUUAGUGUAACCCGGAUCCAACCUCUUCAGACUCCAACCGACCUGUUUGAUCUGAGCGUCCCCUUCCUCUCCCUCUCUGUGCCGUUGCUGGUUUCCUGUUCUUGUUGCAGGGAGAGAGAGAUCCAUAUUUCGGUCUCGAGGCUUGUAUUUGUUUUUCUGUUUUUGAGUUAAGCGGUCAUCAUGGGGGGUUGUGUAUCAACACCAUUAACGCCAACUAAAAAAAGGAAGCCACGGAAAAGACAUGCCCUUCUGCGCCUCAGAUUCCGUGGAAAGAUCUCCAGUUCUGUACAAGGUGGAACCAAGAAGAGAAAUGGUGAUGCUCGAGUGACAGAUAUGGUGAGCGAGUAUGUGCAUAUGGAUUUUGAGAAUGGUGCUACAGCUACUUGCAGAAGAUCUGAGGUCGCAAACUCUGGAUACCAUAUCACUCAGUUGCAGUGGCAUCUUAGCCAGGUUGAUGCAAGUGUACAUUGCCAAGAGGAUGCUUGGUUUGAUUCACUUAGUAUUCUGGAAUCUGAAUCAGAUGAUGACUCGAGCAGCGUGUACGGAGAUUGUUUUCCAUCAAUGGGUGAUGCAAUUCCAAACAUCUCAAGUGGCCAGGUGGUGCAGUAUGAAAGUUCUUCAUGCUUUGUUGAUGGCGAGGGUAAAUAUGAAGAAUACCAUGAGAGUAUAUUGAAAAUAGAUGGGGUUAAAGCAGAAAAGCUCUUGCGCAAAGAUGUUCAAGGUUUUGAGCUUUUGCACUGGGGAAAAGCUGAUGAUAUUUGUAGUAAGAGGAAGAAAUUAUUAGAACAUUCUUAUGGAAGCUUUAAAGGUCUGACAGAAUAUGGAUGUAACUCUGAAGAGAAAACCUUAAAAUCCAGGUUAGCCCGGUUGGUUCCUUCUGUGAGUUUCAAUGACAAGAUUUUAGCAUCAACCACGGCUGCCCAGUCCCAAAGAAAGAAGACAGCAGUUUUCAGGCUCUCUUUUAAGAGGAGAUCAUGUGACAGAGAAACCAGUCAAGAGUGUUCAUCGCAGAGAUUUUUGUAUCGUCCCAAAGCAGGAUAUAUAAUACCAGGCUGUACAUUGGAUAAGCAAAAUCCAGGAUCUUGGUCAGAGAUUCCUCCCUCAACUUUUAAACUCAGAGGAGAGACCUAUUUUAAAGAUAAGCGCAAGUCCCCUGCUCCAAAUUACAGUCCCUAUACUCCAAUAGGUGUUGACUUAUUUGCAUGCCCGCGCAAGAUAAAUCACAUUGCUCAACAUAUUGAGCUUCCCAAUGUGAAAUCAAACGGGAGAGUUCCACCUCUUCUAAUUGUAAAUAUCCAGUUGCCUACAUAUCCUGCAGCAAUGUUCCUUGGUGUUGGUGAUGGUGAAGGAAUGAGUCUUGUACUGUAUUUCAGAGUUUCUGAGAAUUUUGAGAAUGAAAUCUCUGACCAAUAUCAAGACUUCAUCAAGAAAUUGGUUGAUGAUGAGAUGGAAAAGACUAAAGGGUUUGCUAAAGAGUUCACCGUUCCUUUUAGAGAAAGGCUUAAGAUCAUGGCUGGGUUGAUCAAUCCUGAAGAUCUCAACUUGGGUUCUGCUGAAAAGAAACUAGUAAAUGCUUAUAACGAAAAACCUGUCCUUUCACGUCCUCAGCACAAUUUUUACAAGGGGCCUAAUUACUUUGAGAUUGAUCUGGACAUUCAUCGCUUUAGCUACAUAUCAAGGAAGGGACUUGAAUCAUUCCGAGAACGCUUGAAAAAUGGAGUACUUGAUGUGGGCUUAACCAUCCAGGCACAUAAACAGGAAGAACUUCCAGAGCGAGUGCUGUGCUGUCUGAGACUGAACAAGAUUGAUUUUGUAGAUCAUGGCCAAAUUCCGACACUGAUUACCAAUGAUGCUUAAAGAGAAGAGGGAGACUCAUGUAUGAAGGAUCAAAUUCUGUAGACAUUCAACAGUACCUGCAAAAUUCAGCCUUUACAAUGAAAGGAGAAGUAGAAAAUAUGUUUCUAUGAAUAUCUUUAACAAAUAUUCUUUACAUUCUGCCCCAAAAAUGAUAAAUAAUUUUUAACAAAUUUUUUGUACUAAUACCAUUGUAUGUUUCUUUUAACUAUGAGUCCAAAAUUCUUUUGU